AAUGCGUGUCGCAGUUAUUCUUCUGUUCUUUUUAUCUGUCGCUCUCGCAUGUGACAUCAUUGUUCAUUUGAAAUCGGACACAGACAAGAAAUUCAGCGGACAAAUUGUUGCCAGCAAUGGAAAGAAAUCUGAAAGAUGGAGCUAUUUGAAGAAGCUUCAGAAGAACACCUUCCAACAGAAAGCCGAUGAAUGUGGACUCAAGGAUUGGGAGAUUACUACUUGGGAUGAUGCUGGAAAGCCAGUUGCUACCGUAAAAGUCACUUUGGAUGGAAUUGGAAGAGUCACUUACAAGGUUGGAGAUGAUUUGAAGGCAGUUCAAAAGGAUCGUCAAGGAGCCAUCUGCAAGGGACAAUGUGCUCCUUUGUAAAUGUUUGAAAACUAUUAAUCAAUGAUAAAACUGAUAAAACAUUCAUUUUUCUUUGUCAAUUUUGAUUUCACACGAAAAUUGAUAAACAACUUCUGAGAUA
Caenorhabditis elegans is the source of this 467-nucleotide messenger RNA. RefSeq lists its product as uncharacterized. Lineage: Eukaryota; Metazoa; Nematoda; Chromadorea; Rhabditida; Rhabditidae. The record is from RefSeq and is marked reviewed.